AUGUCAUCCAAGUUGCCGCAGCCACCCUUCGUUGAUGUGGACGGAAUUGCCAACUUCAGGGAUAUUGGCUAUGUCAAUGCUGGAAAAAAUGUACGACGCGGACAAAUUUAUAGAGCAGCGGAUCCAAGCAAAGCGACACCACAAGGCCUAGAAACAAUGAGCCGAGAUCUAGGAAUCAAGAUCAUCUUUGAUUUACGAUCUACACCGGAAAUCCAGCGCGAUGGACCCGAAUGGGCCGGUGUCGAAAUUGAUAAGACUGAUAGGUUUAGCAAGUAUGGAAUGCAACGUUCGUGGCAGCCCGUUUUUGCGAGUAAAGACUACUCGCCAGAGCAAGUCGCUCUCCGUUAUAAGGAGUAUACGCGCGAAGGCACCGACGGAUUCGUCGCGGCGUACCGUGAUAUUCUAAGAGCUGGCGCCACUGCUGCCUACCCUGCAAUUCUCAAGCACCUCGCGCAAGCCGAGCCGAGCCCUUGCUUGGUCCAUUGCACGGCCGGUAAAGAUAGAACGGGUGUUCUGGUUGCACUGAUUUUCCUGCUGCUCAGUGUUCCGAAAGAGCAGAUCGCCCAAGAGUACAGCCUCACAGAUCAGGGCCUUGCACAUCUGCGACCGCUCUUCACUGAGCGAUUGAUGAAGAACCCGGCCUUGUCAGGUAAUCCAAAAGGCAUCGAGAAUAUGAUCAGCACUAAAUCCGCCAAUAUGGUAGCCACUAUCGACAUGAUCGAUGCGGAAUUUGGCGGUGCUGAGAACUACAUGCGAGAAUACUGCAAGCUCGAAGACGGAGAAAUUUCCCAAUUAAGACGAAAUCUUGAAAGUCAGUAA
Dissoconium aciculare CBS 342.82 is the source of this 819-nucleotide messenger RNA. Its product is annotated as tyrosine protein phosphatase 5. Bases 1 to 819 code for a protein of 272 amino acids. Gene Ontology annotation, molecular function: phosphoprotein phosphatase activity. NCBI's taxonomy places the organism in Eukaryota, Fungi, Ascomycota, Dothideomycetes, Mycosphaerellales, Dissoconiaceae. The record is from RefSeq and is a predicted model, not a curated record. The transcript is spliced from 2 exons. Gene Ontology annotation, biological process: dephosphorylation.